Trichoplax adhaerens is the source of this 561-nucleotide messenger RNA. RefSeq lists its product as uncharacterized. The record is from RefSeq and is a predicted model, not a curated record. Gene Ontology annotation, cellular component: basolateral plasma membrane; cell-cell junction; synapse. Bases 1 to 561 code for a protein of 186 amino acids. The transcript has 9 exons. NCBI's taxonomy places the organism in Eukaryota, Metazoa, Placozoa, Uniplacotomia, Trichoplacea, Trichoplacidae. Gene Ontology annotation, biological process: maintenance of epithelial cell apical/basal polarity; neurotransmitter secretion; protein localization to basolateral plasma membrane. Gene Ontology annotation, molecular function: protein binding.
AUGUAUGUUAAAGAUAUUAACAGAGCCAUCCAACUGAUUGAUGCGCUGUCAAGUCAUAGAAGCAUUCCUUCCGAGAAUUUACAGAAAUUAAAAGAAGUUUUAGAAAGCGACUUCUGUAAAACUGUUCGAGAGGUGUACGAAAGCGUAUAUGACACGGUAGAUAUCAACACUGGAAAUGAAGAGAUUACAGCCCAAGCUACCGCCAAGGCUACUGUCGCUGCAUUUGCAGCCAGCGAAGGCCAUGCUCAUCCACGUGUUGUGGAGUUAUAUAAGGGUGAAGAAGGUUUAGGUUUCAACGUUAUGGGUGGCAAGGAGCAAAACUCUCAGAUAUACGUGUCUAGAAUUAUACCAAAUGGUAUCGCAGACAGAGAUGGCAGAUUACAACGUGGUGAUCAAAUCUUAUCCAUCAAUGGAGCUAGCGUUGAAAACGAAUAUCAUGAAAAAGCAGUUAAUAUGCUGAAAAAUGCGCAAGGCAAGAUUAGCGUCGUAGUCAAGUAUGCUCCAAAAUUUUUGGAAGAAAUGGAGCAAAGAUUUGAUAAGCGAGCCUCGCGUAGAGCAUAA